Heterobilharzia americana is the source of this 1543-nucleotide messenger RNA. Lineage: Eukaryota; Metazoa; Platyhelminthes; Trematoda; Strigeidida; Schistosomatidae. The record is from the annotation of a GenBank genome assembly.
ACUGCUGGAAAGUAUGGCUACUUGAGGCGAUGCACCUGUGUACAAGGUCCUACGUUGACUUUGUCAGUCAGUCGUUAGGUGAAGUGGUAUUUGAACCCGUAACUCACUAAUUGAAAGUUAACUGCCUAAGCCAACAAGCUAUAGUUCUACGAUAAACCCUAUAGUCGUCUACGUUUGUCACUUUUCAACUUCUCAUUUUCUUUUGUGAUAUUGCCUACCACUGUUGUCUAGUGUUCAAUCAUAUGAAUGAAUUUUAUCACGGUGGUAUAGUAAUGUUUAUAUUUGGUUUCUAUUCGUAUAUGAAGUGACUGCAGUUUAGAUAAUGUUAUAAAUGAGUUCAAUCGUGAAUUCUGGUAACAGCGUUCAUUCGAAGAGAUAUUGUUAUGAUUUUUCCCGAAAUUUAACCCUACCGACUACUGUACUCAUAGUUGAGAGUGUAUUACUCACAUGUUCAUCUUUCAUCAGAUUGUUGAAGACGCUUUUAGUUGCCAGCAUGCCAUAUUAGGCACAUCUGUGAGCUGGAGAUGGAAUCUAAUCCUGCCAGUCGAGUUGUUUUGCAUAUAUAUUUCCCUUAAUUAAGUGUCUGAAGUAUAUGUAAACAUCAGCACCUCAGGAGAAUGAAGACAUAUACAACCACUUCUGUUCAUUUUCCCAGAUUAAAAUUGCGGUUGAACAAAGUUGCAAUUAUACCACUAAUGAUAUUCUCAAGACAUUUCUAUGGGAAGUGCAUGGUGAUGGUAUAAAUCUAUCUCCAAGUGAAAGAACUUUCGACCCACAGUAUAAGAAAGAUAUCGUCUUACUGUAUGGUAACACGCAAGCCUCUCGAAUCACAAUGUCUUCACCUUAUGCUAAACGUAUGACAUUGCUUGCUGGACGUAUAUUUAAAGAUGUUGGCAGACAAAUUGAUAAUAAAUCAAUGAAAGUUGUAAAGAUAAUGAGUGAAUUGCCUCGUCCAAUGAUAUUGAAAGACUAUUAUACUAGUUUAGAGGAGUAUAGCAGUAUCUUAUGGAAACUACGUUAUCUUGGUUUGUAUCGAGAUGAACAUGCAGAUUUUCGUGAAGAAAUGGCACGUCAACGUAAAUUACGUGGUAAAGGGAAGAAGAAAAAAGGUGAAACAGAGAAUGCAGUCACAAAGUGAAUUGUUUAUUUCCAAUACUGUGUAACUACUUGGUAUAUUUGGUUGUAUAUAGUUUUAGUGGUUGUUAAAAAUUGUUCAAAGACUUUAUUGCUUAUCGAAUGGGUUUUUCUAUGUAUUUGAUUAAUUGCAUAGUGUAUAAUUUGGUAGAUAUUUAUAAAGAUUAAGUUGUUUAUUCUUGAUUUCAUAGCAACUAUAGACAAAAAGACAGAGAGGACCAACAUGGAACCUCGCCCAGGACUGCAUCAGAUCAAGUUGCCACAAUUCACAUUCGAAUACCAAGAACAAUCGGAUAGACAAAGACUGAUAUCAAGGUAGAUAAAGUUGUAUGGGAGAAUAAGUGAUUUGAUGUUAGAAGUUAGUGCAAAUAUUUAAGCUUUAGAAGACAUCAUUGUGACCGAUUUUCAG